Camellia sinensis is the source of this 2369-nucleotide messenger RNA. Its product is annotated as N-lysine methyltransferase. The record is from RefSeq and is a predicted model, not a curated record. NCBI's taxonomy places the organism in Eukaryota, Viridiplantae, Streptophyta, Magnoliopsida, Ericales, Theaceae. Gene Ontology annotation, cellular component: nucleus. Gene Ontology annotation, biological process: positive regulation of transcription by RNA polymerase II. Gene Ontology annotation, molecular function: histone binding; RNA polymerase II transcription regulatory region sequence-specific DNA binding; chromatin binding.
AUCAUUCGUCGUAGUAUAAAAAGGCCCGAACUCUCAUUUCCAAUACUCAACCCAACACACAGGUCCUUUUCUUCUGCUUCUUCUUCUUCUUCUUCUUCGUCUCUUUUCUCCGGCGAGGAUUCGCCGGAAAACUACUCCGGCGGUGGCUCUGGAUUGAUUGAACAGAGCUUUGAGCUUGGGUUCUAUGGUGUUUUGAAUGGUUUGUGGCAAUGCCUUGCAGAGGCGAAAUGGUUUCGGGAAGAAGUGUUGAAGGAGUUUGAAGGAUUGUGAAGGGGCGAUUUUGGAGUGUGGUGACUCUGUGAGUUUACUUGAAUCGAAAGGACGAGUGGGUUUAACUGGCGUGAAAAUGUCUUUUCAGAAUAAGAGCUUUUGGAUGCCAAGGGAUGCAGGUUGUCUAACUGAUGGAGACAUAAAUUAUGAUACUUCGUCAAGAAUUGAACCAAAGCGUGCUCACCAGUGGUUCAUGGAUGCUUCUGAACCAGAACUAUUCUGCAACAAGAAGCAAGCGAUAGAAAAUGUCAACAGCAGAACAAUGUCAGAAAUUCCAAAUGCAAACAUUUCUCUAUGGGAUAACAAUUCAAGUUUUCAGACGGUCCCAGGGCAGUUUACUGACCGCCUAUUUGGAUCUGAGAUUGCAAGGCCUUUCGAUCUUAUUGAUAAGAGCAUUCCUGAUGUUGGUACAGGGAGCUCAAAUGUUGAAAGAAGGGGUUUUGAGGAUCAAUUUGGAAGCAAUUCCUCAGUCGGUUUAUCUAUGUCCCACACAAUGGAAGAUCCCUCAUCGUGUCUCAAUUAUGGAGGAAUUAGAAAAGUAAAAGUCAAUCAAGUUAUGGACUCUGAAAAUGGCAUGUCUGUAUCAAUGGGACACCCCUAUACUAGGGGGGAUAACAAUACUAUUUCGAUAGGCAAUGCCUAUAAUAAGAUUGAUAACAACAUCUCACUGGGCACAACUUACAAUAGUGGGAACGAGGGUACCAUUUCAAUGGGCCCUACCUUUAAUAAGGCGGAUGACAGUUUUAUUCCGAUGGGUCACACAUUUAACAGAGGAGAUGGCAAUUUUAUGUUGAUGGGUCAUAAUUUUGACAAGGGAGAUCCCAGUAUCUUAUCAAUGGGUCAGCCCUUUGACAAGGGAGAUGAUGGUUUCAUAACAAUGGCUCAUCGAUAUGAGAAGGGAAAUGGCAAUAUCAUAUCUGCUGGUCCUGCUUAUAACAGGGGGCAGGAGAAUUUCAAUUCAAUGGGUUCUGCCUAUGACAAAGCGAAUGAAAAUUUCAUUUCAAUUGGUUCUUCUUAUGACAAGGGGGGUGAUAAUAUCAUAUCCAUGGGUCCAACUUCUGACAAGGCAGAUACUAGUGUUGUAUCAAUGGGUAUCAACUAUGACAAGGGAAAGUCCAGCAUUCUAUCUAUGGGACAGAACUACAAGAAGGGUGAGAGCAGUACUAUAUCUUUUGGAGGCUAUCAGAAUGAACCUGAAACAAAUCCCUCAGGUGGAAUCAUUAGUGGCUAUGAUUUGUCGGCAAGUCAGCCCUAUGAUCAAACUUCGAAUGCACCUGGACAGCAAGAAUCGGUUGAGCACAAUACUGGUCUAGUUGCAAGUGUUGCUCCUGCAACAGCUUCUAAAACCAAUGCCAACCCGAAGAAUAAGGAGCCAAAGCCACCUAAGAAAGUCCCUCCCAAUAACUUUCCUUCUAAUGUCAAAAGCUUGUUAUCAACUGGGAUGCUUGAUGGAGUUCCUGUGAAGUAUGUUUCCUGGUCACGGGAGAAAAAUCUUAAAGGAAUUAUAAAAGGGACUGGUUAUUUGUGUGGCUGCAAAGAUUGCAAGUUCACCAAGGCCCUGAAUGCUUAUGAGUUUGAGCGUCAUGCUGGCUGUAAGACCAAGCAUCCGAAUAAUCACAUUUACUUCGAGAAUGGAAAGACCAUCUAUGCAGUGGUCCAAGAGCUGAAGAGUAGUCCUCAGGAGAUGCUGUUUGAAGCAAUUCAAAAUGUGACUGGAUCUCCCAUAAAUCAGAAGAAUUUCCGCAUAUGGAAAGCAUCAUAUCAAGCUGCAACUCGCGAACUUCAGCGUAUCUAUGGGAAGGAUGAAGUGAUCGUGCCAUCUUGAUUUGUGAACUUGGCCUUUUUCAAAUUUGUGAUCUGUGAAUAGGUUGCCUACACCAAUAUGGUGAACUUGUGAAUUUGGUUUGGAAAAUUUUAGGUGUUUUGGUGAGAGAGAACUGCUUCUUGCUAUUUAGCUUUGAACCUUUUCAUAUAGACCUUAAUUUUAUUGUGGCUUUUUUGGACAUGAUUUUGGCUCUUAGGAAGAGAGUUUGACUUUGAAUGUGUUGGAAAUGUGAAAUUUGGAUUAAAGCAAUCAAUCAACUUCCUGAGUUUAGUCA